Messenger RNA from Cynocephalus volans (Philippine flying lemur), 1620 nucleotides. RefSeq names its product serine/threonine kinase 26 (gene STK26). Lineage: Eukaryota; Metazoa; Chordata; Mammalia; Dermoptera; Cynocephalidae. Gene Ontology annotation, biological process: protein phosphorylation; negative regulation of cell migration. The record is from RefSeq and is a predicted model, not a curated record. Gene Ontology annotation, cellular component: cytoplasm. The transcript is spliced from 12 exons. Gene Ontology annotation, molecular function: protein serine/threonine kinase activity; ATP binding. Bases 198 to 1448 code for a protein of 416 amino acids.
CCAGCCACCGCCACACGCAGCGCCCCCCGUUCAGGAAGAGGAGCAGCAGCGGAGGCGGCGGCUACAGCGGCAGGCGGGCGCCAGAAAGGCCCCGAUCGAAAAGCCUGGGAGGGCCGCCGAGCUACCCCCGGAGGAGGAGCCAGUCUCAGCCCAAGGCGCCACCGCCGCAGAAGCAGUGCGGAGCAGCAGUCGCCUUCAUGGCCCACUCACCGGUGGCUGUCCAAGUGCCCGGGAUGCAGAAUAAUAUAGCUGAUCCAGAAGAAUUGUUCACAAAAUUAGAACGCAUUGGGAAAGGCUCAUUUGGAGAAGUUUUCAAAGGAAUUGAUAAUCGUACCCAGCAAGUGGUUGCUAUUAAAAUCAUAGAUCUCGAGGAAGCCGAAGAUGAAAUAGAAGACAUUCAGCAAGAAAUAACUGUUUUGAGUCAGUGUGACAGCUCAUAUGUAACAAAAUACUAUGGGUCAUAUUUAAAGGGUUCAAAAUUAUGGAUAAUAAUGGAAUACCUGGGUGGUGGUUCAGCACUGGAUCUUCUGCGAGCUGGUCCAUUUGAUGAAUUCCAGAUUGCUACCAUGCUAAAGGAAAUUUUGAAAGGUCUGGACUAUCUGCAUUCAGAAAAGAAAAUUCACCGAGACAUAAAAGCUGCCAAUGUCUUGCUCUCAGAACAAGGAGAUGUUAAACUAGCUGACUUUGGAGUUGCCGGCCAACUGACAGAUACACAAAUAAAGAGAAAUACCUUUGUGGGAACUCCAUUUUGGAUGGCUCCUGAAGUUAUUCAGCAGUCAGCUUAUGACUCAAAAGCUGACAUUUGGUCAUUGGGAAUUACUGCUAUUGAACUAGCCAAGGGAGAGCCACCUAACUCUGAUAUGCACCCAAUGAGAGUUCUUUUUCUUAUUCCAAAAAACAAUCCACCAACUCUCAUUGGAGAUUUUACUAAGUCUUUUAAGGAGUUUAUUGAUGCUUGCCUGAACAAAGAUCCAUCAUUUCGUCCCACAGCUAAAGAACUUCUGAAACACAAAUUCAUUGUAAAAAAUUCAAAGAAGACUUCUUAUCUGACUGAACUGAUAGAUCGAUUUAAGAGAUGGAAGGCAGAAGGACACAGUGAUGAUGAAUCUGAUUCUGAGGGCUCUGAUUCGGAAUCCACCAGCAGGGAAAAUAAUACUCAUCCUGAAUGGAGUUUUACCACCGUGCGAAAGAAGCCUGAUCCAAAGAAACUGCAGAAUGGGGCAGAGCAAGAUCUUGUGCAAACCCUCAGCUGUUUGUCUAUGAUAAUAACACCUGCGUUUGCUGAACUUAAACAGCAGGAUGAGAAUAAUGCUAGCAGGAAUCAGGCAAUUGAAGAACUCGAGAAAAGUAUUGCUGUGGCUGAAGCUGCCUGUCCUGGCAUCACAGAUAAAAUGGUGAAGAAAUUAAUUGAAAAAUUUCAAAAGUGUUCGGCCGAUGAAUCCUCCUAAGAAACUUAUUACUGGCUUCUGUUUCAUAUGGACCCAGAGAGACCCACUUAAGCUACUUCAAGCUUAACAAUGCUUAACUCAUGAGCUCCGUGUGCCUUUUGGAUCUUUGCAACAUUGAAGAUUUGGAAGAAGCUAUUCAACUAUUUUGUGAUGGUGUUUAUCAUUUUAUAUU